This is a messenger RNA of Gossypium arboreum, 1141 nucleotides long. Its product is annotated as adenylyl-sulfate kinase 3-like. The record is from RefSeq and is a predicted model, not a curated record. NCBI's taxonomy places the organism in Eukaryota, Viridiplantae, Streptophyta, Magnoliopsida, Malvales, Malvaceae. The coding region runs from base 69 to 740 and encodes 223 amino acids. The transcript has 7 exons. Gene Ontology annotation, molecular function: ATP binding; adenylylsulfate kinase activity. Gene Ontology annotation, biological process: sulfate assimilation.
UUCAACUUCAUUUAAACAUAAAACUUUCAACAGCCUUGUUGCUCUCUCUCUCAGGUCUACUAGUUUGUAUGCAUAUUUAUAUAGAGACACAGAAGACAAGCAAAGAACUUAAGAUGUCGACGGUCGGAAAUUCAACCAAUAUAUUUUGGCAAGAAUCGCCUGUAGGGAAGCUUGAAAGGCAGAAACUCCUUCACCAAAAGAGUUGUGUUGUAUGGAUCACAGGUCUCAGUGGAUCAGGUAAAAGCACACUUGCAUGUUCAUUAAGUAGGGAACUCUUUACAAGGGGAAAUCUAUCUUACGUACUCGACGGAGACAACCUUCGACACGGAUUAAACCAGGAUCUCGGUUUCAAGGCCGAAGAUCGAACAGAAAAUAUACGCAGAGUUGGUGAAGUUGCAAAGCUGUUUGCAGAUGCUGGUUUAAUCUGCAUAGCCAGUCUAAUAUCUCCCUAUAGGAAAGACCGAGAUUCAUGCCGUGCUAUGUUUCCGGAUGCCAACUUUAUAGAGGUUUUCAUGAACAUGCCUCUAACAUUGUGUGAAGAAAGAGACCCGAAAGGCCUUUACAAGCUCGCACGUGCCGGAAAGAUUAAAGGUUUUACAGGCAUAGAUGAUCCUUACGAACCGCCAUUGAACUGUGAGAUCGAAAUAAAGCAGAAAGCCGGAGUUUGUCCGACACCAGGAGCUAUGGUAGGGGAAGUAGUUACGUACUUGGAGGAGAAAGGAUAUCUGCAACAUCAGUAAUGAACUGUCGAAGGCGGUCAUUUUUACAACAUUACUUCUAGGAUUCCAUUUGCCCCUAAGUAUGGUUAGUUGCUUCUAAUUAUAUCAUCUAAAUGAAGAUGGUUUUGUGUUCUAGAGAUAGGGACUAUGUUACUUGAACUCGAUGGUUUCGGGGGUCAGUUUGCUUGCUGCAACUCCAUUUGCCCGAAAGCAUUGUUUGUUGGUACUAAUUACAUCAUCUACUAGUUGUUAUUUUGCAGUUGCCAGGGAUUAGCAACCAUUGUUUUAAUGGAAAUUCCAGAUUCAAGACAUCCAACUUCUUGUAUUCUGGAUAUAAGUUAAUGAACACCAUCCGUGACUUGAUUCCAAGUCUAUUAGGUUUUUAUUUUUCAUGAAAUGGUUACUCAAAAAAACGAUAAACC